AUGCUAGCACGAACAUCGCCCGGGGAUACAUGUUUCCCCACGGACGUGCUGGUGGAGAUUCUGUUGCGGCUCCCGCCGAGCGCGAGGCGCCGAGCCCGCCUCGUCUGCAGGCUAUGGCGCGACGUCGUCGACGAGCGCACCACGGAGAUGCAGAGCCGUGCCACGGUCCUCCUUUGGCACGCCGCCUCCACCAUCGCCUACGUUGUCGACGACCUCUCGUCAUCCUCGACGGGGAGCUAUAGCCUGCUGUGGAGCGGUCGCCAGCAGCUGGUCGGCACGUGCAACGGCCUGCUAUGCCUCUGCGACGACGGCGGGGACAUCACCCUGGUCAACCCAGCAACAAGAGAGACGCUGCCCGUCCCACGGCGGCCGCCAUGCGCCGGCCAACUAUUCGGCGAGGACAGGAGGUGGCACAGGGAAUACAACUUCGCGUACCAUCCCACAACAGGGCGGUACAAGGUGGUGCACGUCCCGUGCAGCUUCAACCGGGUCCGCGACGCGGUGCACGUGCUCACGCUUGGGGAUGAGGCGUGGCGAGAGGUGCCAGCCCCCGGUAACAAGAGGUGCAACCUCGACGGCAGCAUUGUCAGUGUGGACGGCGUGACAUAUUGGGUCACCGACGGCGGCGGCACCGCGAGGAUCAUCUCUUUCGACCUCGACAGCGAGCACAUCGCCGUCUCCGCCACAUCUCUGCCGUUUCUGCCUGCGAGGCACAACGACUACAGCCUGACCGAGGUGCACGGGAGGCUGGGAGUCAUCGUCAGCAACCCGGCGGGGAUGAUGCAAGCGUGGGUUCGGAACAAGGAGGGGAGGUGGAUCUGCCGGUACACCCUCGCAUGUCCCAUGCACGAGAUUCCACGGCCGCACUUCGCAUACGGCGAACACUUUUUGAAGUGCGAGGGGCAGUUGUUGUAUGCAUACCCGCGGCAAGGCGCAUUAUCGCCGUUCGGCUCAAGGCUUGCGUCCAACAUCGUGCAGGUCAAUCACAGGGAUAGGGGAGUGUUGGUCGCUAAGAUGAAUGGUGUGGGCUGGAGAUUUAACUACCGAACGUUUGCUCACGUCAAGACAUUGGAGCCCUUAGGUAUUUAUAUGCGGCCGCAAAAAUGUGCUAGUAUUUGUUGA
Messenger RNA from Aegilops tauschii subsp. strangulata, 1122 nucleotides. Its product is annotated as F-box protein At1g52495-like. NCBI's taxonomy places the organism in Eukaryota, Viridiplantae, Streptophyta, Magnoliopsida, Poales, Poaceae. Gene Ontology annotation, molecular function: protein binding. The record is from RefSeq and is a predicted model, not a curated record.